AUGGAGAAGCAAUCCGCUGCCACCAGGUCCGAAUCGGAGCAGGCGGAGAAAGAAGUUAGGUUGCUCACAAAAGACAAGGCCAAGUUGCAGGAAGAUUUAGAGCAAGCUUCGAGAGAAGCGGAGUCACUGAAACAGGAGAUAGCGGUAGUGAAAGAGGAGGUGGAGACAUUGAAAGCGGAAAGACUAAACAACAGUUCCCGACUAAUGGAGUUGGACGCACACGAAAGAGAACUAGUUGCAAAACGAAAUGACAUCGAUCAAUCCAAGCGACAGGUAGACAUGCGGGCUACGGAGCUAGAUCGAACCCGACAAGAGUUAGACAUGCGGGCUACGGAGCUAGAUCGAUUGCAAAAAGAGCUAGACGCCCGAGAUGCGGAGCUUACUCGGGAGGAAGACCGGCUCAAAAAGCUGGAGCGUUUGAUGCUGGGAGAGAAGGAGACCCUUUUGGCAGAUCGGGACAAGCUGCUGGAAGAGAAAGAAGAGCUGGCGACACAGAAGCAGGACCUGAUGGAUGAACAAACGAAUACCAAAAGAAACCAUGACGACCUUCUUAAACGGAUGGCCAAGCUUGAUGAGCUCGUGUCAUUUGAUGCCCUGGAUGAGUUAUGGUCCGGGUUUUUGGAGGAGGGGAGUACUGCGGAUCUCGAGGUUCUGCGUGCUGUCCGGAGUGUCAUUCACAAGUUGUCGGUAGAGAGCCAAGCAUCAGUGAACCGGGAGAAGGAGAAGGAGGUAGAGCUGCGCAAGGCUCUGAACGUUGCGGAGGAAUCGCUGAAGCGAACCGAAGAGUCUAUGGACCGUGUUCGGGAGUCGUUGAAAGACGCCGAAGAGUCGGCGAGCAAUUUCAAGACGCGAUAUGAACAAGAGAAAGCGUUGCACAAAUCGGCUGUCCAAGCACUAGCAUCAUUCGAGAAGGAUACUUCCGGUGAAGAGACUAAAGAGGCUUAUCAGCAAGCUUUGCUUGGUCAGAAACAGGAGUUCGAACGAGCGAAAGAAAUGCUCGAAAAACGACUAUCAGGAUCCAGGCGGGCUAUUAUUGAAUUGGAGACCGAGAACGGUCGCAAGGGUCUGAAGCUCCAGGAGCUUGAAGCGAUAAUUGAGCAACAAAGACAAUCUAUCGAGGACUACGAAGAACAGAACCAGCGCAAGAAGGGCUGGUUUUGGUGA
This is a messenger RNA of Gregarina niphandrodes, 1164 nucleotides long. Its product is annotated as putative RNA polymerase Rpb1 carboxy-terminal repeat protein. The record is from RefSeq and is a predicted model, not a curated record. The transcript has a single exon. NCBI's taxonomy places the organism in Eukaryota, Apicomplexa, Conoidasida, Eugregarinorida, Gregarinidae. The coding region runs from base 1 to 1164 and encodes 387 amino acids.